Trichophyton rubrum CBS 118892 is the source of this 492-nucleotide messenger RNA. RefSeq lists its product as uncharacterized. The record is from RefSeq and is a predicted model, not a curated record. The transcript has 2 exons. Bases 1 to 492 code for a protein of 163 amino acids. NCBI's taxonomy places the organism in Eukaryota, Fungi, Ascomycota, Eurotiomycetes, Onygenales, Arthrodermataceae.
AUGGGAACCCGCCAAGCCGAGGCCGCCUUGGACAAGGUUGGUUUUUUCCUGACUUCAAACACCGGCUUGGGUGAUAUGGAACGUCAUGAUGCAUGCCCAAUGGCGGCCAAUUCCUGCUUUAUCCCACGUACCAUACUUUACAAUACCCUCUUCGAGAUCAUCGGCCUUUUAAGUCCCUUCUGUGCUGCUCUAGUGUCAAGACCACGAUGGAAUCCAAGAGCGGCUGCUAUUUCACCAGCCCUGAUCCAUAACUGCAACACCUACGAUAUCCCAACUCGAUACACUGUACUGGUUACCCCUGGCUCCAGUGCCAAGAUUCUGGUUCGGUUCCCAAACCCCUUACCCAGUCAGAAGCCAGAGACUGUGGCCGAGGAUCCCUGUCCCAAUUUCACGUCAAGCAGAGUUGCGGACUGGGGCUCCGAUAUGCCCACAUUCGGGCUGGGAACGGCAAGGGAGCAGGCCAUGGAGCUCGACGAGAGACCCAGAAACUGA